CGUCAUCUUGCAGCUAUUCGGCGUUUUCUGUCUCUAGAAGUCUAGACGCUUGUGUUCAUUUUCAUUUUGGUUCAUUCAGUCGCGACCAUCGCAACUCUACAAUGUUGAAUUGUGUUGCCAGUAAGUUAACAUUAGUUUGUAAUAGUAGACUUCCAUCAAGCUUCAACAAUCUUCGAGAAUGUGUAGCACUGUUUGCUACCCCUAAGACGGACUUUAGCACCUCUUCAAUCAAAUUUGGUGGUACAAGAGAUGAUCCUAAACGUUGGCUGUCAUAUAAUGAUGUUAUUUACCCACCACAGGAACCUGGGGAAGAGAGAAGACCAGCUUUUGUGUGCCACCAAAAACUAAAUAUCAAAUAUAGUCCCAAAAAAAUGUGGUAUGUCGCAAGCUUUGUGCGUGGCAUGACAGUUGACGAAGCAUUUAAACAAUUACCUUUGGUCGGGCGUAAAGGUGCCACUAUAGUAAAAGAUACUAUUUUAGAAGCUCAAAAGCUAGCCAUUGAAAAUCAUAAUGUCGAAUUUAAAACAAAUCUAUGGAUUGCUGAGUCGUUUUGUGGUAAAGGUCCAGUGAUAAAAGGUAUGCGCAGACAUGCUAGGAUGCGAAUGGGUGAAGUCAUGUACAGGUAUUGUCAUUAUUUUGUAAGAUUAGAAGAAGGCACACCUCCAGAAAAUUAUUAUUAUAGCUGGCCUAAGACAGGCCCAGCUCUGUUAGCCCAUUGGAUUGAUGAAGUCCGUGACCGUAAAAUUCAAGGAUCGUUGUAAAGCACAUUAACUAGUGAUAAGAAAUGUAUUUGUUUAUAAAUAUUAACUAAAAUUUAAUAAAAAAAAAGGCUUGUAAACUUAUAAGAA
Messenger RNA from Diuraphis noxia (Russian wheat aphid), 848 nucleotides. RefSeq names its product mitochondrial ribosomal protein L22 (gene mRpL22). Gene Ontology annotation, biological process: translation. Gene Ontology annotation, molecular function: structural constituent of ribosome. NCBI's taxonomy places the organism in Eukaryota, Metazoa, Arthropoda, Insecta, Hemiptera, Aphididae. The record is from RefSeq and is a predicted model, not a curated record. Gene Ontology annotation, cellular component: mitochondrial large ribosomal subunit; ribosome.